Homo sapiens (human) is the source of this 5452-nucleotide messenger RNA. It is a transcript of the gene PGCKA1, whose product is annotated as PDCD10 and GCKIII kinases associated 1. NCBI's taxonomy places the organism in Eukaryota, Metazoa, Chordata, Mammalia, Primates, Hominidae. Gene Ontology annotation, cellular component: plasma membrane. The transcript has 4 exons. Bases 1998 to 2942 code for a protein of 314 amino acids. The record is from RefSeq and is a predicted model, not a curated record.
UCCAGAACUUUAAGAAAUAAAUCUCUGGUCUUUAUAAAUGACCCAGUCUCAGGUAUUCUGUUGUAGCAGCACAAACAAAGACAGGAAGAGCCAGAAUUUUUUUUUUUCCUCUUAAAUCCUAUUAAGCCUCAGAAUCUGCAUACUGCUUUUUGGAACCUGAAUACCACCAAUUGAGUCAUUUUAUGAAAUGUGUCCACUGUCUUAUUCUAACAUAAUGGUCAAAAGAUGUUUAGUUUGCAUGUCAGUCAGCUACUUCCCAAGAAGAUAUUGUUUGACCUGGCUUUUCUACAAGCUCACUGUCCUGUCCUAAUAGCAGGACAGGGAUCCAUGAAAAUAGAAGGAACUGAGCAGAUUUCCCUGAACUUGGUAGGCAUGGGUUAUUACAGCUAGUCUAGCUCUGGCAGGUUCCCCCUGUACAUAGCCAGUAGUUAAGCACCGUAUCAUGAAUCAGGUUUGAAUUAUCGCCUCUAUUCAUAGCACAGAAUAAGUUAAUUUGAGACGGAUAUGUCUUUGUUCAAGGUAGACUUAUUGCCUUAUUUUUUCCUAGUAGAUAUUUACUAAACUCAUAUGUUCUUUCUAGUGCUGCCACGUCUAUACCAUUGCUCCUGAAAUCUUAGUUCAAAUCCAACUUCUGCCACUUUAGCACCUUGUCAUUUUAUCCAUCUAAGCUGAAAUUCAAAGCCUCUAACUCCUACUCUUAGGUGAAGAUUUUUUUUUCCCUGAUCUCUUCUCACAUGUGAGACUUUGUGGGUAUCAGGAGCCAUGGGGACUAGGCAGCCUGGUAAUUACAUUGUUUACUUCCUAGUUUCACACAAAACCAAGUCAAUCCUGGGCCUGCCACCAAGCACCCUUUAGGGAAAUAUAUUUCAAAAAGCUUCACUGAAACCACUUAUUUAUUGACAUUCAGAGACAGUUAAUCAUUCUGCCGAGCAAGAAACACUUAGACCAAACAAGAAACAGCCCAACCUUUCAAGCACCGAGCCUUUGUCAAAGGUUUAUUGAGAAAAGAAAGGCACAAAAGAACCAGCGUUGCCAAACUCGGGCAGCCAUUGUCAACCCUUUGCCAAGUGAUAGUAUCAUAUGGCAUCAGACAUGAGCUUAAGAAAGAGAAAAAAGGAGGAAGGAAUAAGCUUUCUUUCCAUAUAUAAAUCAGAUUGAAGUUACUGUUCCUUUUUGGGACUUUCAGUGUUUAUCCUCUUUCUGGAAUAUAUUUUCCUUCUUCUUGCUUCAGCUCACCAUCCCCAAAACAUACACAUGCACACACAUGCACAUUGUCCCAUACCUUCAUAAUAUAUUUGAAUGAUACAGUCUGCUAAAAUUACUGUCACAGACAUUAUCUUCAUCUUGGACACCUGUUUGUUCUAGUUCCUGGCUGCCUGGAAGUUCUGAAAACGUGACUCAGCCUAGAGCUUUUUGUUAAACCAUAAGGAAAGCUACUAAUUUCUCUACACAGAGAUAGCAUGUAUAAAGUAAUCACCACUGUGAUCCAGAAAUGGUGAUGUCUACACUGGGAGUGAUUGAUGGUGGUUAUUACUGGGGUGGAGAUGGUACGAGUGACAUCUUAAGAUACAUUUAUUAAAAUGGGCCAAGAACCACAUGAAAUGCUUUGCUUGUUUUGAAGUAGGUUUCUUUGCCCAAAGGUUAAGGAAAUAUUUCAAAAAGGCAAAAAGAGAUUGACCCCCACACACUCUCUUAUUUUCUGUAUGAACAUUUUCAAGCUACAGAAAAGUUGAAAGAAUUGUACAUGAACUACACUCACCACCUGAAAUCUACAACUAAAAUUUUUCAUAUUUGCCUGAUCACAUAUGUAACCAUCUAACCAUCCCUCUAUCAAGUAAUGUAUCUUUUUAUUUAACUGUAUUUCAGAGCAAGUUGCAAACAUCAGUUCAUUUCACCCCAGCACUUCAAUAUGCAUUGCAUUAACUGAAGAGAAGUUAAACUUCUAGAGAAACCUAACAGACAAUAUCCACAACAGGUGGUAACAGAAAACAAUCCAGAUGGGGUGCAGGUGCUGUAAAAUAAUACAAAGCUAUCUCUUUGAUCCAGUUCAAGUGCCCUCUCCUGGCUAUGUCAAUGAAGUCAACAGCUGCAAGCUAGAUGAAGACGACACUGAUAAAUUAAAAGGCAAAUGGAGCAGUGAAGUCUUGGUGCAGAAAAAUGACCCUCAGAGGCAGGGCUCAAAGAAGACUGAGAGCAGCAGCAGGACAGCUGAUCCAUGGGAGCCCUGCUGGCCUCACCAAGGGCCGCUCCCACAGGGGGACGCUGGAGGGGAACACCAUGCCUGCGGUGUCAACGGCAUCGGCCCUGCUGCCACUCCACAGCCCACUGGGAAUUCCAGCCCCACCCAGGAUGACAGGGGCUCCUGGGCCAGUACUGCAAAUACUGUUCCCCCAACUCAACCCUUCCUGGAAGGAGGGGGCACCAGGAAACAGGACUGUGUGCUGCUGGCCUCAGAAGGGACCCAAGUCAUGAGAAAUGGAGACUCCAGAGCUCCUUCUGAGGCAGAAAGUUUUGCCUUGGAAGUACAAGACCAUGUCUUCCAGAUACCAGCCCCAGAUUACCUUCAGCAUUGGGGCCCAGCUGGAGACAACGUUGAUCAUAAUGAAAAGGACUGUGUUUUCAAGAACCAUACUGAGGAUGAAUCCCUAGAGGGAAUUCAGCCCCCAGUGGGGGAGCAUGGUUUGAAUACGCCCUUCUCUGUGAGGAGAAGCUGGGAUUCAUUGAAUGAGGAUGUGGAAACAGAAGUUCUAAGCAUCUGCUUUAAUGAGAAGGGUCCUGUUCAUGCCAUGCCUGUGGUUGACUCAGGAAACAGGCAGGAGGAUACCCAUGGCUCCGAUGGAGAUGGGGAUGGGGAGAUUGUGGACGAGGAUGCAGCGGUGGCGGAGGCCCUUGCAGCUUUAGAAGCUGCUACUGCAGGAGAAGAUUUGGAUGAGACUGAUUAGGGGAGGGGAUUUGCACAGGGAGGUAAGCUGGUGUCAUGCUGAGCAUGCAGAUGCAUUUGCUCCCUGGAUGCAUAGCAGGUGAUUCUGCCAGCAUGCACCAGUGCAGCCUUACCAGUUGUUUACAUCCAGCAUCUGUUCUGAUUGUCAGCAUCUGUCCCAUGCUGCUUGUCACAUAUCUGGAGUUUCACUCUGUGUAGAUGAGCUGUCAUUCAGGACACUAGGAGAAAAAUCUGAGUGGGUCAUUGUGCCCAUAUCCACAGAAAAUGCAGAAGUUGAACAGCUUGCUUGACAACCCUCAAACAUCUUUGAGCACCUGGUACAGAUGUUUAUGAGAAUACUCUAAGAUCUCAACCCUUGAUCCCAAAGGCACACAAUCACAGAGCAUUCCUUUUGACUGUAAACUGUUUACCUUGCUUUUGAGAGCCAAACAUUGUACCCAACCUGGAAAAAGUAACUACCCCAAUUAAAGUGCCUCAUGUGUCCCCAGAGCAUGGCUUAACUUCAGGGACAAUCACCCAGGGAACUAAUAACUAACCAGUUGUUCAACAGCGGGUUAAGCUCAGCAGUUUUCACAGUAGAGCAGAAGUCCCCAGGAAACAAAGGGUUAGUCAUUAGCUGAGAUGUUGAUUUUAAAACACCUUGACCUUAACUUUUUUACAUUAUUACUUUUAAAUCUCCUUUGGGAUUGGGGAGGCUGGCCAAAAUAAGUCUUAAAACUGCUUAUGUCAUAUUUGGAUUUUAAGUUCAUGACAUUCGGAACAGCAAAGCCAUAUAUGCAAUGUUUUUAUGCCAUUAAAUGUCUGAUUCCAAUUAAAAUAUAACAACGUAUGUGUCUUUCUAGAAGUCUUAACUCAAAGGUGGUUCUAAUUUUCUCAGAAUAUCAGUGACCCUGGAUGUUACUUUCAAUGUAAAGAACUAAUCUAGAUGGCCGGGCGUGGUGGCUCAUGCCUGUAAUCCCAGCACUUUGGGAGGCCGAGGCGGGUGGAUCACAAGGUCAGGAGUUCAAGAUCAGCCUGGCCAACAUAGUGAAACCCUGUCUCUACUAAAAAUACAAAAAAUUAUCCGGGCACGGUGGCGGGCGCCUGUAAUCCCAGCUACUUGGGAGGCUGAGGCAAGGAGAAUCACUUGAACCUGGGAGGUGGAGGUUGCAGUGAGCUGAGAUCGUGCCACUGCACUCCAGCCUGGGUGACAGUGCAAGACUCCAUCUCAAAAAAAAAAAAAAAAAAAAGAGCUAAGCUAGGCACAGUGGCUCAUGUCUGUAAUCUGAGCACUUUGGAAGGCUGAGGUGAGAGGAUUGCCAGGGCCAGGAAUUCGAGACCAACCUGGGCAAUUUAGCGAGACCCCAUCUCUAUGAAAAAAAAAAAAAAAAAAAGAGCUAGACUACAAAAUUAUACUCAAGGAAGGGACCGAGCUGGUUUGCAGAGCCAUAGCUUUGGCUUUCUCUCUGUCAAACUUGAUGCCAUAACUAAAUGUCCUGAUCUUACCUCAAAGAUGAACAAGCCCUCUCUGGAUUUCAGCCUUCUAAUUCACUGAAACAAGGACAACCAUUCUAACGUAACUCAAUGGAGAAUUUAAAGGCAUUAAGGAUGCUCAAAACUAUCUAGAAAAAAAUAAACAUGGAAGAUGCUUUAGUUUGGUGUUUUGUAACACAGAAUUGAAAUCUGACUGAACUUCAUUUGAUUUCCAGCUUUGCCAUGUGACCUUGGACAAGUUAUGUAUCCCUUUACCCAUCUGUAAAGUGAGAAGAAUAAUUGUAUGUGCUUGUAAAGGUUAAAUGAGAUGAUGUAAGUGUUUAGCACAGUGCUUGGCACACUAGGCACUCAAAAAUGAUGUUUUACUAGUUGAAAACAAUUCCUUUAACAAACAUUUUUACAUCCCCACAACUGAAAACUCUAAAACUGGGAAGUAUGUAUAAUGUCAUUAUUUGACUUUGGCAAUUAUUUAGUAUAAAACAUGAUUUCUGAGCCUUCCAGCACCUUUAAGGACGGCACCCUUACAAAUGCUUAAUGAGCCUAUGGGUUUGUUUGGUACUGUAAUGACAAGCCAUCGCAAGUGACCUCUAUAUACAGGGUCACUCAGAGCCCUUAAAAAGAUAAAGUCUUGGCAUUGUUAAUUGCAUUAGAGGUAUGUCUCCUUUUGUAUUUAGUACACCAAAUACUUAAUAUUUCAGAAUGCUUAUUCCUUCAAUGAUUUCCUAAGUGUAUCAGUUGAGAUUAUGUUCAGUUGUAUGGGACGAGUGUUUUAUACAAAUAGAGGCUUAUUUACCUCUUAUGUAAAAGAAGUCUGGAGUUAGUGAUCCAGGGUGGUAGAGAAUGUAUCACUGGCCCGUGUAUCAAUGACCCACAUAUCAAUGACCCACGUAUCAAUGACCCGCAUAUGAAUGACCCAUGCUGCUUCAAUCAUUUUGGUUUCCUUCUCAAGAUCACUUUGUAGUCCAUAAUGGCUGCUGUGGCUUCAGUCAUUACAUUUGCAUUCCAUGUUGGAAAAAGAAUAAAGGAAUAAAAACCCCA